Molecule: messenger RNA, 1034 nt
Organism: Linum tenue
Lineage: Eukaryota; Viridiplantae; Streptophyta; Magnoliopsida; Malpighiales; Linaceae
Source: the annotation of a GenBank genome assembly
CUCCUUAAAUUCACAAACCGCUUCUUCCUUUCUUUCUGCACCGAUCUCACUCCACUGCCCACUAGGAAACCAGAAGAAGAAGAAACAGGGUAAAUUUUCUUUUCCCCAUGGAGCUUCAGCUGGGUCUCGCUCUUCCCACCUCCAAUAACAAAUCCAGCAACAGCUUCAUCUUCGGUAAUGAUAAUAACGAUAUGGGUAAUUACACAAACGACGAGGUGAUCGUACAAUCAUGGCUUCCGGUCGCCAACAAUGGAAGCGAUGGAACAGAGUGUUCUGCUGUCAACAGCAGGAAACGCUGCCGUUUCAUCGAGUCUUUCGAGGACGAUCAUCUUCCCACAAAUCUCAAAACGCUACCCUUAUUGCAAUUGGCCGGAGGAGGCGGCGACGACAACGACGAUAAUUGCUCUGUCGUUCUCAACAAAAUUGAGACGGAGGAUGAAGAAGAAGGAGAUGAAAACGACGGCGACGGGAUUGUGGGGUGGCCGCCGAUUAGUUUCCGGCGGAAGAAGAAGAAGAAGAUGUGGAAUCACAGAGAUCAACUGAUGACGAUGAUGAUCGUCGAUGGGUCUUCUCCUUCUUCCGAGGAAUGUGGAGAUGGACCCACGUCAAUGUACGUCAAGGUGACGAUGGACGGCGUCGGGAUCGGAAGGAAAGUUGAUCUUGCAGUUCACGAUUCCUUCCCUUCCCUUCGACGGCAACUCUUCGCUAUGUUCGGAUUACCGGAAGAGAAUCCCUGGGACGGCGGCGCCGGCGAGUAUCAGCUUACGUAUCAGGAUUCGGAAGGCGACUGGCUAUUAGCUGACGACAUCUCCUGGAGGUACCAGAUCACUCGUUCACGUGAUCCAACUUACCCCAGUGCCGUGACAUUAAAUUACAUAGCCAUAGCUUGCUACCUAGUUAAAUUUCAAGUUGGUGGUGGUGGCAGAGAAUUGACGAUAACAGAGUAUGGUGGUUUGCAGGAGCUUUAUGGGGUCUGUGCAGCGAUUGAGGCUGAUGAGGAGCAGCAGCAGCAGUGGCAGCAGCUAAGUGGAUGA